This is a messenger RNA of Bufo bufo (common toad), 1649 nucleotides long. It is a transcript of the gene THUMPD2, whose product is annotated as THUMP domain containing 2. Lineage: Eukaryota; Metazoa; Chordata; Amphibia; Anura; Bufonidae. The record is from RefSeq and is a predicted model, not a curated record. Gene Ontology annotation, molecular function: tRNA (guanine) methyltransferase activity; RNA binding. The transcript is spliced from 10 exons. Gene Ontology annotation, biological process: tRNA methylation. The coding region runs from base 43 to 1620 and encodes 525 amino acids.
UCUACUUCAGCGGGCUUGUGUACUCAUUCCGCACGGUUCCCCAUGUCCGGCCAUAGUGCGCCCCACGCUCUGCACUUCCACAGCCAUGAUUUCUUCUGCACAGUGGGGCGCGGGAUGGAGCGCUUUGUCAUGCAGGAGUUAACUUCUAAACUGUCAGCAGUAGUUGUUGAAUGCAUUCCAGGAAAAGUUUUUUUCAAAGGAAAUCCUGACUUGUGCUUAUUAAGAAAAGUUAAGUCUGCUGAGAGAAUAUUUUUGCUCCUUCGUAAGGGGCCUCCUCUUACUGAAUAUAAAGGGAAUGCGUUGUUUGUUUUGCGAAAAUUUAUCAUUGGUAAACCUCACUUGUGGCUGGAUAAGUUGCUGAUAUGGGAAACAUUUCAGGUUCAGUUAACCCAGCAUGGAAUUUCCCACACCCAACAAAAAGGUUUAAAGAGAAAAUUGGAUAAUGAUUCAACAGAGUCAAAGUCAGAAACAAGCAAAGAAGAGACUGUAGUGGAUGACGGACAAUCUAACGAUCAUGGCCAGACGCCCACAGACACACUGUUGCUACCUCAGAAACUGCCUUUUGAAGAUUCACAAGAUACACUAAAUCCAGUUUUAAAAAAUAAAAUUUCUGAACCCAUCACUUUUAGAGUUUCAUGUCGGUGUUCUGGCGCGUAUACAAAGACAAUGACUGCGCAGGAUAUUGGUCGCGUUAUUGGAGUGUCACUUGCGAAACAGUUUGGUUGGAAACCUGACCUGCGACGACCUCUUCUUGAGGUUUUUGUGCACCUGAAUGACAUGAAUUCUGUGGUGGGAUUCCCAAUUUUAAGGCAACCCUUGGCAAAUAGAUAUUAUAUUCAGAAUACAGGAUUGCGAGCUACAACCGCAUGGGCGAUGGCCUCAGUUGCUGAGAUUAGUACAGCAAAAUAUGUACUUGAUCCCAUGUGUGGUGUUGGAACUAUAUUGUUAGAAGCUGCCAUGGAAUGGCCGCAUGCUACUUUUCUCGGCAUUGACAAUAGUGAGUCACAACUGAAACACGCACUUGACAAUGUGAAGAAAGCAGAUGUGAUGAACUCUGUAGCAUUCCUAAAAGGAUCUGUGCUUGGCCUUCCAGUCCUCUCGGAAAGCAUGGAUGUUGUCAUUUCAGAUAUACCAUUUGGAAAAAAGUUCACAUGUUCCAAAGAUAUGAAAGAGCUUCUGCCUGACAUAAUUCGCCAAAUGGAAAGAGUACUACGUAUUGGAGGUGUUCUUGUAUUAUUACUUAGCCAAAAGCUUCACUAUUAUCUGAAAAAACAUUUUUUUUUCAAGUCUGAGGAAAGUGAGAACCUGCAAAUUUUUGGAUCGGACUCUCCAUCUACAUGCAAUAGUGAAGGCUCUAAGGCUCAAGAACAAAUUACAAUGAAAAUUUUUGAUUUUACAUCUUUGACUCAUAUUGAGUCUCAUUCAGUAAGCCUCGGAGUCACAGAAGCUGUACUCUUUAAAUGCAAAAGACAUCCCAGUCUGUUUUCUUCUAGCAUCUUUUUCCCACUUUAUUUUACUAUUAAUAAAAUAAAUAUUUGUUGUUUUUGUUGCUUUAUAAUUACAGACCUGAUUAUAGUAUUUUUAAAGCCAGUGUUUUGUGUAAUAUCAUGUGGUUUAUAGUGUAUUUAUUCUGGAAUGUGAGAUACUUU